CUCCUCGACGCCACAAACCGCUGCUUAAUUUUUCCUCCCCAAAAAAAAUAAAGAAAACAAAGAAAGAACCAAUGGCGGCACUGUGCGCAGAUCAACAUCACGGAUGUGACCUUUUUCCACCAGCACCACAAAUCGAGAAGCCAUGAUUAUCAGACCCCCUCCUCGCAAUUCUCUCCCGUAUAUAUUAAACCCCUCCAAUCCAUCAACAACUCCUCUCUUCUCCACUCCACGCAUAAGCUCACCAACCAGCCCGACCCCAGAUCAUCUUUCUUCUGAUUUUCUCAAAUAAUUCCUCCCUCUUCGUCUUCUUCCUCCCCUUUCCCCCCCAAUUUCCCAUUAUAACUCCUUUUUUUGAUCUUUUUUUUCAGUCGCUUUACAGCUCUUCCCAGUUCACACCACCUCUGUUCUUGCUUCCACACACAAAAUUACAAAACGUCGCCAGAAAAGUGCCAAAAGCCUUUGUUAAUCAAACCCCUCUAUUCCUGCAUAUAAACCCCAUUUCUUUUCUUCCUUGUUCAAGGCGAUUCGAUGAUCCAAGCUGAGGUUUAAUUCCUUUUUCGAUCCUUCUUUGUUUUUUCUAUUUCUGAAACAGAAAUGGCGAUUCUGAGGUCUUCCGAUGAGAAGGACGGGAAUUCCGAGCCGUUGAUUCCAGGAUUGCCGGACGAGAUCGCCGAACUGUGUCUUCUUCACGUUCCGUACCCCUACCAGGCUCUGAUUCGCUCCGUCUCUUCUUCCUGGAACAAGACCAUCACUGACCCCUGUUUUCUCCUUUCCCGUAAAUCCCAACCUUUCCUGUUCGUCUUCGCUUUCGACAAAUCAACGGCCAGGAUUCAGUGGCAGGCGCUCGACCCGCGAUCCCGCCGUUGGUUCGUCCUACCUCGGAUUCCCUGUUUGGAGACCGUCUCGCCGGAGAGUUUCGCCUGCGCGUCGAUUCCUCGGCAGGGGAAGCUCUUCGUGAUGGGGGGCAUGCGCGCCAACACCGAAUCCUCCGUGCGGACCACCGUCAUAUACCACACAUCGACGAAUCAAUGGUCGCAGGCGUCUCCGAUGCUCACCGCCAGAUCGUUCUUCGCGGCGGCGAACGUCGGCGACAAGAUCUUCGCCGUCGGCGGGAGCGGCCCCGGCGUCUCUGGUCCCUCCGACUCCAUCUCCGCCGUGGAACGCUACGACCCGAAAACCGGCGCGUGGGCGUCGGUGGCGAAGAUGCGCGCCGGGCUCGCGCGGUACGACGCGGCCGUGGUGGGGAGAAAAAUUUGCGUGACGGAGGGGUGGACGUGGCCGUUCGUGUUUUCCCCUCGCGGUGGGGUCUACGACGCGGAGACGGACACGUGGCAGGAGAUGAGCGCGGGGAUGCGGGAGGGGUGGACGGGGUUGAGUGCGGUGGUGGAUGACAGGCUGUUCGUGAUAUCGGAGCACGGGGACUGUCCGAUGAAGGUGUACCAUAGUGAUUCCGACACGUGGGAGUACGUAGGGGGGCAGAGGUUCCCGUGCGACGCGGUGCAGAGGCCUUUCGCUGUGGGCGCGAUGGAGGGGAGAAUUUAUGUUGUGUCACAUGGGAUGAAUGUGGCAAUAGGGAGGAUAUACGAGGUGGAGAAGGGGAAGCCAUGGGUGGAGUGGGAGGUUGUGGAAGCCCCUAGGGCUUUUCAUGGACUCUCUCCUUCUACUUGCCAAGUAGUUUAUGCCUAAUUGCAAAUGUGGCAUCUCUUGAUUGGUUAGAACUUGCAUCUCAUGAUUGGUUGGAACUUGGUGAAUCGAGUAUUUUAUGAAAGAGUACUAAGCAAAAUGGAAUGUGGGUUUUUUUUUUUUUUCUUCUUCUUUCUUUAAAUAGGGUGGCAUCCCCUUGAGUGAGUGAUGGAUAGAGUUUUUGUUCUCUUUCUUUUGAAAAUUUUAAGCAUAGUAUUGUGAGGGAUGGUGGGGUUAUUGUAUUAUUGGCUAUAGAAUUAGUAUAUUUUGUUUUCAA
This is a messenger RNA of Malania oleifera, 1960 nucleotides long. RefSeq names its product F-box protein AFR. The record is from RefSeq and is a predicted model, not a curated record. The transcript has a single exon. The coding region runs from base 595 to 1686 and encodes 363 amino acids. Lineage: Eukaryota; Viridiplantae; Streptophyta; Magnoliopsida; Santalales; Ximeniaceae. Gene Ontology annotation, molecular function: protein binding.